AUGGCGGACGAUGCAUCGAGUAGUAGCGCUUGCACCGGCAAUUUAAUAGAUAACUCAAUAAAUCAAGAUGAGUUGAUCAUGAAGCAGCAGCGAGAGAUUGAAAAAGAGAUAUCUGAUGCGAUACCGCUCGUUGGCGAACUCGAGGCAUUGUCGUCAUUAGAAAAAGAAUACAACGAAGAUCCUGUAUACCUUUUAAAAGUUAAAGACUUGUCCUCUAAAUACAAGAAUAUUAGGCGUACUCGUCCUGACGGCAACUGUUUCUUUCGUGCGUUUUCUUAUGCGUAUUUAGAACAUCUAUUGACGAAUAAAAGUGAAUAUGAGAAAUUUUAUGAAAUAGCUAAAAAUUCGAAGGAGAUUCUAGUUGCACUAGGGUUCUCGCAGUUCACAGUCGAAGACUUCUAUGAAACGUUUAUGGAAGUGGUGCAGAGAGUAGGCGAACAAUCAGGAGGUUCGCCAGAAUCACUAGACUCCAUCAGAGCAGAGCUUCACGAUAAGUUCAAUAAGCAAGGCUACUCUGAUUACAUAGUGGUGUACCUCCGUCUUGUCACAUCAGGACAACUUCAGACUGAGCAGGACUUCUACCAGAAUUUCAUUGAAGGUCCUCGUACAGUCACUGAGUUUUGCAGACAGGAAGUUGAGCCUAUGUACAAGGAGUCUGACCACAUUCACAUAAUAGCCCUGAGCAAUGCACUCAACGUUGGCGUCAGAGUCAAAUAUAUGGACCGUGGAGAGGGCAGUCAGGUGAUGGCGCACGACUUCCCAGAAGGUUCUACGCCAAUAGUGCAUCUGUUGUACCGUCCCGGCCACUAUGACAUUCUGUACGCGUGA
Molecule: messenger RNA, 828 nt
Organism: Arctia plantaginis
Lineage: Eukaryota; Metazoa; Arthropoda; Insecta; Lepidoptera; Erebidae
Source: the annotation of a GenBank genome assembly